AUGGAUAAAUUGUCUCAAAUGAAAAACAACUUGUUCAAGUUCUUGCCAAAUCAACCCUUAGCUUCUUUUCAAAACCCUAAUCUGAGUCCUAGUGGAAGUGUUACCCCAGGGGCAGGUCGAACACCAACACAUAGGGUCUCAAUUGUUCCCAAAGAAGCUCGAAGAAGGCACAAAACUGAAAGUUUUAGUGGAUGGGAGCCCAAUUCGCCCAAGGUGUCUUGUAUGGGCCAAGUGAAGAGCAAGAAGAAGAGAAAGGCCCAUGAACAGAUAAAGGUUCAAACACAAGAGAGUGAAAAUAAGAGGUUUUUGCGUUGGAUUUUCAUGAGAAAUGGUGAGGGCACAAAAGAAAGUGGGAAUUUGGAAGAGAAGGCAUCAACCACAGAGGUAGCUCCAUCGUUGGGUACAAUGAAGAAAUUUGCAAGUGGGCGAGAAGGAUCAUUGCGUGAUUUCGAUGUCGCACUUAUGGAAAGGUAA
Molecule: messenger RNA, 474 nt
Organism: Glycine soja
Lineage: Eukaryota; Viridiplantae; Streptophyta; Magnoliopsida; Fabales; Fabaceae
Exons: 1
Coding region: 1-474 (157 amino acids)
Source: RefSeq, a predicted model, not a curated record